GAAUAAAAAGAAUAGUUAAUUUUAACCUCAAUUUUUCCUUGUACAAAUUUAACAUCGAAUGAUAUAAUUUAUAAAAGAUUUUGAAUAUCUUUUAAUCAAUGGGAGAUAAUAUGUUGCAGAAUUAAUUAUUUAAUUAAUUGUCGUGAUCUUUCUAAUCAGAACUGGAUAGUAAAUUAAAUCAGGUUAAAGAUGCAGUGCAGAUGCUUGGGACGAUUAAGUUUAACAAAUUAUUAUAAUUCUUUGCAGCUAAGGAAUUUAAAUUCUCUUUCUGCAGCAAUUACGAAACCACAUAGAAGGAUAUAUGAAAGGACUUACCCUGUAAUGGUAGUUAAUCCUGAUGGCUCUACUUUUACGAUACGAUACCAUGAACCCAGGAAAAUAAUAACUUUACCAAUUAAUAUUUGGACACUUAGUGAAGCAGAACGUAAAGAAAGGUUAGAACGGCGUAAACCUAGGAAGAAAAUAAAGAUUGAAGAAGAUAUUGAUGAUGAUUUUGAUUCUCAAAAAUAUAUUAAAUACAUAAAAAAGUAAAGCAAGAACAUUAUUUGUUACAUUUAAUUGUACUUACCAGUUUUAUUACACAAUUGUAAAUUUUUGAAUAAUUAAAAGUAGAUUAAAUAGA
Molecule: messenger RNA, 622 nt
Organism: Agrilus planipennis (emerald ash borer)
Lineage: Eukaryota; Metazoa; Arthropoda; Insecta; Coleoptera; Buprestidae
Gene: mRpL55
Product: 39S ribosomal protein L55, mitochondrial
Exons: 3
Coding region: 190-531 (113 amino acids)
Biological process (GO): translation
Cellular component (GO): mitochondrial large ribosomal subunit
Molecular function (GO): structural constituent of ribosome
Source: RefSeq, a predicted model, not a curated record